Messenger RNA from Xiphophorus maculatus (southern platyfish), 630 nucleotides. RefSeq names its product eotaxin-like. The transcript is spliced from 3 exons. Bases 54 to 329 code for a protein of 91 amino acids. Lineage: Eukaryota; Metazoa; Chordata; Actinopteri; Cyprinodontiformes; Poeciliidae. Gene Ontology annotation, biological process: G protein-coupled receptor signaling pathway; cellular response to tumor necrosis factor; lymphocyte chemotaxis. Gene Ontology annotation, cellular component: extracellular region. The record is from RefSeq and is a predicted model, not a curated record. Gene Ontology annotation, molecular function: CCR chemokine receptor binding; chemokine activity.
UCAAACGAUCCAGAGCAUUUCUAUCGUCGCUGUCAGAGGAACAUCUGGUCGUCAUGAAGGCCGCUAACAUCCUCCUGCUCUGCAUGCUGGGAGCCGCUCUGCUGUCCACGGUCCUCUGCAACAGUGGAAAUAUGCCGGUCGACUGCUGCUUUGAUCUCUUCAAAUACCGUAUGGACAAAAAUCUCUUCUCUUCAUAUUACAAGACUGAUCCCCGCUGCUCGUCGAGUGGAAUCGUUUUAACGACAAAAAAAGGACGCUCCAUCUGUGUGGACGCACAGCAGCACUGGGUGAAGACGAUUAUUGACUUUCUGCAGAAAAAGUCCCGUUAAAGGAUCUGCCUGUUGUCCAUAUUUAUCAGAUCAUAUGAAGGUUUAUAAAAGGCGUGUGGCAGAGUGAUUCUAAUUUUGGCAUUCCAUUUUGGUUCAAGUAAUCAUUGUUUACGCUACAAUUUGUACAACACCUGCUGUCCUACAGAAUUGACUGUAGUGGAGUUUUUGAUUGUUGUUUUUUCCCCUUUUUUUGCUUUUCUAUUCUAUUUUUCUGUAAUCAAACACAAAGUCUUCUGGAUGUUUCCUUUGGUUGUUGCAUGCUUUCUUUUACUGGAUUUUAUUCUAAAAUAAAUGGAACUUU